This is a messenger RNA of Daucus carota subsp. sativus, 3923 nucleotides long. RefSeq names its product phosphomethylpyrimidine synthase, chloroplastic. Gene Ontology annotation, molecular function: ATP hydrolysis activity; ATP-dependent peptidase activity; metalloendopeptidase activity. Gene Ontology annotation, cellular component: membrane. Gene Ontology annotation, biological process: proteolysis; thiamine biosynthetic process. The transcript is spliced from 14 exons. The record is from RefSeq and is a predicted model, not a curated record. The coding region runs from base 52 to 3717 and encodes 1221 amino acids. NCBI's taxonomy places the organism in Eukaryota, Viridiplantae, Streptophyta, Magnoliopsida, Apiales, Apiaceae.
UGUAUAUAUACACUACAUUCUUACAAUUCUUUUAUUUGAAUUAACCUAAAAAUGUCAACAAUCCACCCUCUACACCCAAUAAUCCACACACAAUACUACAUAAAUUCAACUCCCAAUUCAAACCAUAUACAUAGAUACACUUUCUUUAAAAAUCAACUCAGAUUUUUACCUCAAAAACCCAAUCUUUAUAUCACCACUUCAUCUUUAUCCCCAAUUAAUCUGUAUAGGCAAAGUGGGUUGUGGAGAAAUUCACAAAGAUUCAAUCUUUAUCGAAUUAAAGCUAAAGCUGAGCAAGAAACUGAGCCAUCUGCCGAGCAGAAUGAUGCCAAGAACACCAAGAAGAAUGAUAUUAGAACAACUUCUUCGGGUUCGAGUCGAAAAGAGGAGAAAAAGAGAGGUGGGUGGUGGGGGAAAAGUAGAAAAUGGGAGUGGAAACCUAUAAUUCAGGCACAAGAAAUUGGUAUUUUGUUGUUGCAGUUAGGAAUUUUUAUUUUUGUUAUGAGGUUGUUUAAGCCUAAUAUUGUGUUGCCUGGCUCGGACCCGAGGCCUCACACGACGCUGGUUUGUGUACCUUAUAGUGAUUUUUUGAGUAAGGUUAAUGGGAAUCAGGUUGAGAAAGUUGAGGUUGAUGGUGUAAAUAUAAUGUUCAAGUUGAAGGAUGUUCAAGGGAGUGGUAUGGUGGGGAGUGGCGAUGCGGUGCAAGAUUCGGAGUUAUUGAGGAGUGUAGUGCCGGUGAAGAGAAUUGUUUAUACGACUACUCGCCCAAGUGAUAUUAAGGCUCCAUAUGAGAAGAUGGUUGAGUAUGGCGUGGAGUUUGGGUCACCUGACAAGCGGUCGGGUGGAUUCUUCAAUUCAGCAUUGAUUACUCUAUUCUAUGUUGCUGUGUUGGCAGGGCUGUUUCAAAGGUUCCCUUUCAAAUUCUCUCAGAGUACCACAGCUGGUCAGCUAAGGAAUCGGAAGUCUGGGAGCUCUAGAGGAGCUAAAGAGACUGAACCGGGGGAAAGUAUAACAUUUGCUGACGUCGCUGGUGUUGAUGAAGCUAAGGAAGAGCUUGAAGAGAUUGUGGAAUUCCUAAGGAAUCCGGACAGGUAUCUUCGAGUCGGUGCUCGUCCUCCUCACGGUGUUCUCCUGGUGGGACUUCCUGGGACAGGUAAGACUCUUUUGGCAAAGGCUGUAGCAGGAGAAGCAGAAGUGCCAUUUAUAAGUUGUUCUGCAAGUGAAUUUGUUGAAUUGUAUGUUGGAAUGGGUGCAUCGCGUGUCAGAGAUCUUUUUGCCCGGGCAAAGAAGGCAGCUCCGUCAAUUAUUUUUAUAGAUGAGAUAGAUGCUGUAGCAAAGAGUCGUGAUGGUAAGUUUCGCAUUGUCAGCAAUGAUGAGCGAGAGCAAACUCUGAACCAGUUACUCACUGAGAUGGAUGGAUUUGACAGUAACUCAGCAGUUAUUGUUUUAGGAGCAACCAAUCGAUCAGAUGUUUUAGACCCUGCACUUCGCCGUCCUGGAAGAUUUGAUCGUGUUGUUAUGGUAGAGACACCUGAUAGAACUGGAAGAGAAGCUAUAUUAAAUGUACAUGUUUCCAAGAAGGAGCUUCCUCUAGGAGAGAAUGUUGAUCUAGGUGAUAUAGCUUCUAUGACAACUGGUUUUACUGGGGCAGACCUCGCAAAUUUAGUGAAUGAAGCUGCUCUGUUAGCAGGAAGACAAAAUAAAGUUGUCGUUGAGAAGAUUGAUUUCAUUAAUGCUGUGGAGCGAUCAAUAGCUUGCUGUUUUUUCUGUCCCUCUAUGGCGUCGGUGAAUACUGCUUUGACAUCUUUCGUCUGUAAGAGUGGUUUGCAUUCUGAUUCCCCAAGGUUGCCGAAUACUACAUUUUUGCCUGGCUUUGAUGUAAGCGGAAAUGCUGCAAGUACUAGGAAGAAGGAAAACUGGAAUAUUGCGUUUUCAGGAGCUAGAGCUACAUUAACCUUUGAUCCUCCAACUAACAAGGAGACAACAAUCAAACAAAGGAAGCACACUGUUGACCCUGCAGCCCCUGAUUUUCUUCCCCUUCCAUCAUUUGAUCAGUGCUUUCCAAGGAGCACGAAAGAACAUAGGGAAGUUACUCAUGAAGAAUCUGGUCAUGUGCUUAGAGUCCCAUUCAGACGUGUUCAUUUAUCUGGAGAUGAACCGCAUUUUGACACCUAUGAUACAAGUGGCCCCCAAAACAUAAGCCCUCAGAUUGGACUUCCAAAGUUGCGCAAGGAAUGGAUUGACAGGCGAGAAAAGUUAGGUUUACCAAGAUUCACACAGAUGUUUUACGCUAAGAAAGGAAUUAUUACAGAGGAAAUGAUGUACUGUGCUGCUCGUGAGAAGCUUGAUGCAGAGUUUGUGAGGGCAGAGGUUGCACGUGGUCGUGCUAUCAUUCCUUCCAACAAAAAACAUCUGGAAUUGGAGCCAAUGAUAGUUGGAAGGAAUUUCUUAGUCAAAGUGAAUGCAAAUAUUGGAAAUUCUGCUGUUGUGAGUUCCAUAGAGGAAGAAGUUAACAAGCUUCAAUGGGCUACGAUGUGGGGUGCUGAUACUAUUAUGGAUCUGUCUACUGGACGUCACAUCCAUGAAACUCGUGAGUGGAUUUUACGUAAUUCUGCUGUUCCUGUUGGCACCGUUCCCAUCUAUCAAGCACUUGAAAAGGUAGAUGGAAUCGCAGAAAAUUUGAACUGGGAAGUUUUCAGAGAGACUUUGAUCGAACAGGCUGAACAAGGUGUAGAUUAUUUCACCAUCCAUGCAGGAGUCCUACUUCGCUAUAUCCCACUAACUGCAAAACGAAUGACUGGAAUUGUUUCCCGAGGGGGCUCUAUUCAUGCAAAGUGGUGCUUAACUUAUCACAGGGAAAAUUUUGCUUACGAGCACUGGGAUGACAUACUGGAUAUUUGCAAUCAAUAUGAUAUCGCGUUGUCUAUAGGUGAUGGACUCCGACCAGGGUCGAUUUAUGAUGCCAAUGAUACUGCUCAAUUCGCCGAGCUCUUAACUCAAGGAGAAUUGACACGUAGAGCUUGGGAGAAAGAUGUUCAGGUGAUGAAUGAAGGGCCUGGGCAUAUUCCAAUGCACAAGAUUCCAGAGAACAUGCAAAAACAACUGGAAUGGUGUAAUGAAGCUCCCUUCUAUACCCUUGGACCUUUGACUAUUGAUAUCGCUCCUGGUUAUGAUCACAUUACUUCAGCCAUAGGUGCUGCCAACAUAGGUGCCCUUGGUACUGCUCUCCUCUGUUAUGUCACUCCAAAAGAGCAUCUUGGUUUGCCUAAUAGGGAAGAUGUAAAAACUGGGGUCAUAUCAUAUAAGAUAGCAGCUCAUGCAGCUGAUUUGGCAAAAGGUCAUCCACAUGCUCAAGACUGGGAUGAUGCACUUAGCAAGGCUAGAUUCGAGUUCCGUUGGCUGGACCAAUUUGCUUUAUCAUUGGACCCAAUGACUGCCACAUCCUUUCAUGAUGAGACGUUGCCAUCAGAUGGUGCUAAAGUGGCACAUUUCUGCUCGAUGUGUGGGCCAAAGUUUUGCUCCAUGAAGAUAACAGAAGAUGUUCGCAAGUAUGCUGAGGAGCAUGGUUAUGGUAGUGCUGAAGAAGCUGUUCAGCAAGGGAUGGAUGCUAUGAGUGCGGAAUUCUUGGCAGCCAGGAAAACUGUGAGUGGUGAGCAGCAUGGUGAAACUGGUGGAGAAAUCUACCUUCCUGCAGAUUACAUCAACUCAGCAAAGAUUUGAAGGACCCCUUGCGAGGAAUAAAAACUUGUUUGCAACUUCUUGGAUAUGCAAGUUCUCUGAGUGAGCUGCGAACGACUGUUGAUUCAAAAGAUCAUUGUAUUUAAGCUUUGGGUGAGUUCAUAAUAGUCGUUUGAUGAUGGGUUUGGGAGACGAGGAAACGUUCCCUGAAUUAGAAUGUGCCAAUAAUACAUAAAGUUUCUUUUGAA